Messenger RNA from Aricia agestis (brown argus), 762 nucleotides. RefSeq names its product glutathione S-transferase 1-like. NCBI's taxonomy places the organism in Eukaryota, Metazoa, Arthropoda, Insecta, Lepidoptera, Lycaenidae. The record is from RefSeq and is a predicted model, not a curated record. Gene Ontology annotation, biological process: glutathione metabolic process. Gene Ontology annotation, molecular function: glutathione transferase activity. Bases 68 to 724 code for a protein of 218 amino acids. The transcript is spliced from 6 exons.
GUAAGUGGCGUUGACCGUGAAACACAUUGUUGGAAGCUGUAUUACUAAAAAGUAAAAACAAAAUAUCAUGGCACCGAAGUUUUAUUCAGAUGAACUGAGUCCCCCAUGCAGGGCUGUGAUGAUGCUGUGUGAAGCACUUAACAUCCCUGUUGAAUACGUCGACACCAAACUACUCAAUAAGGAUCACAUGAAAGAAGAAUAUCUGAAGAAAAACCCAAUGCACACAGUACCGAUCCUUGAAGAUGGUGACUUAGUCAUUCACGACAGUCACGUCAUUCUCACUUACUUGACUGAGAAAUAUGGAAAGAAUGGAUCUUGGUACCCUAAGGACUUGAAACAAAGGGCACUCGUUGAUCAAAAACUUUACUUCGAGGCGCUUAUGUUCACUAAAAUGAGGGCCAUCACUUACGCAGCAAUCUUCGAGGGAGUAAGGGUUCCGUCCGAAAAGGUUAUUAACGAACUAGUUCAAAUGUUUGAGUUCCUGGAACAAUUUCUGUCCCGCACGAAAUUCGCCGCCGGCGACCACAUGACCAUUGCUGAUAUCUCACUCAUCGCAGUGCUGUCGACGAUCAACGAUAUAGUUCCAGUGGAUGCGAACAAAUUCCCGAAAACUGUAGCCUGGAUGCAGGAGAUGCAGAAACAAUCAUUCUACCAAAGCAAGAAUGUGGAAGGAAAGGAAAAACUGAAGGCCAUACUGAAGAAAUUCCUCGAUAUUAUGAACUGAAUUUAAAUUAAUAAUGUAUAAUAUAUUUUUUAAAUAAU